Molecule: messenger RNA, 902 nt
Organism: Procambarus clarkii (red swamp crayfish)
Lineage: Eukaryota; Metazoa; Arthropoda; Malacostraca; Decapoda; Cambaridae
Product: anti-lipopolysaccharide factor
Source: RefSeq, a predicted model, not a curated record
GAGGAACGACCUAAAUUAUGGUUAGAAUUAAUAACAUUCUCGGUUGAUAAUCUGGCAAAUACGGCCGGAGCCUGGAGCAAUAAAAGAGGGCGACGAACACCGGCCACCUGGAAUCCGACGACGACGACUGACCCUGCAAGCCAACAGCACCAGGUGCUAUAUAGCUGAGGUUGAAGAUGAGGAUACAUGUGGUGGUGAGCGUAGUGCUGGUGGCACUGGCAGUAAGCUGCCUCGUGCCUGGCACACACGCCCAAGGGUGGGAAGCUGUGGCCGCCGCCGUCGCUCAGAAGCUCGUCGGGCUGUUUAGGAAUGAGGAGGUGGAGCUUUUGGGCCGCAUUUGUAAGCUGACGGUGAAGCCGUACAUCAAGAGGUUUCAGCUGUAUCACAAAGGCACGAUGUCGUGCCCGGGCUGGACCCACAUCAAGGGUGAAGGUGACACCCGGAGCGCAAGUGGAGUGGCGAACAAGACAAUACAAGACUUCGUCAGAAAGGCGUUUGCCAGUGGCGUCAUACAGGAAGAGGAGGCCCAACAUUGGCUCAAGUCCUAAGGUCUCCCGCCUCGCACACUGACCAGAUGUUGUUGUUGUUUAAGAUUUGCUACCUGGAACAAAAGUUCCAAGCAGCACGGGCUAUGGUGAGCCCGUAGUGGACUUCUUAUUUCACUGACCAGCGUCACUAUUUCUCGCCAUCCUUUGGCCAGAUAUAGAGCGAUUUGCAAUAUAUUUCAACUUGCUAGGCCAACUUCUUUUGGCCUAGCAAGUUGAACUUUACAACAAUAAUAAUAAUAAUGUUAUUUACAAAAUAUAUACGAGAACAUGAUACGGUUGUUAAUCAGAAGGUACACAAAAUUGAUAAUAAUAAUAAUAAUUAUUAUUAUAAUAAUAAUUCAUAUGUUAAUUCAA